AUGAGAAUUUUCAUACGCAGCGUGUACAGCCGACGAGAGCCAAAGAAGUGUGCCAGACCAGUACCGAUAGAGAUGCCACAGGAACCAACACACGAGGCGGCGCCAAGUAUGGAGGAAGUGAGGGCGGCGGUGAUGUCGCUGAAGAACAGGAAAGCGGCUGGUGUAGACAAUGUCACAGCAGAAGCGAUUAAGGCAGGAGGAGAAGUAUUGGUACAACGGCUCCACCGUCUUAUGUGUCGCGUCUGGCAGACGGAGGUUGUUCCUACGACGUGGAAACGCUCCAUCAUCGUGCCAAUACACAAGAAAGGCGACAUAACGGAAUGCAAGAACUAUCGCGGCAUAUCACUCCUGUCAGUCGUCGGGAAGGUUUUCACAAAGAUCAUCAACGCAAGACUUCAGCUUCAUCGAAGAAGCUUAUGCCGACCGGAGCAAGCGGGUUUUUGCCCUGGCCGUGGGUGCAGUGACCAGAUCUUCGCGCUGAGGCAACUACUGGAAGAACGUAUUCGUUGCGGCAAAAGGGUUGUGGUUGUUUUCAUAGAUUUAAUUUCGUUACUGGAAGACCAAUAA
Messenger RNA from Ostertagia ostertagi, 567 nucleotides. NCBI's taxonomy places the organism in Eukaryota, Metazoa, Nematoda, Chromadorea, Rhabditida, Trichostrongylidae. The record is from the annotation of a GenBank genome assembly.